AUGGCUCUCUUUGACUCUCCAGCGCGAGUCUUCCUCGCCGCAACAACCCUCCGCCUCGUCCUGCUCGUCUAUGGAGGCUGGCAGGACGCGCAUUCCGCCGUGAAAUACACCGACAUUGACUACAUGGUGUUCACUGAUGCUGCUCGUUACGUUGCAAAGGGGGAGUCACCCUAUGCUCGCGAUACUUACCGCUACACGCCGCUCUUGGCAUGGAUACUUGUCCCGACUGCGUGGGAGGGUGCCGCGCCUUGGUCAACACUGAGUUUCGCCUUUGGAAAGGUGCUUUUUGCAUUGUCUGAUGUUCUUGCCGGAUGGCUCGUUGUCCAGCUGCUUGUCCGAUGCUAUCGCUUUCCUGUCGAGCGCGCGCUGCGGUAUGUUGCUGCUGUUUGGCUGUGGAAUCCCAUGGUUGCCAAUAUCAGUACCCGUGGUAGUUCAGAAGGACUACUGGGCGUGCUUGUUGCGGCGCUUUUGUGGGCAACUUUGACGAAGAAGCCUAUCCUUGCUGGGCUUAUCCUGGGUCUUGCUGUGCAUUUCAAGAUUUAUCCGUUCAUCUAUGGUGUCUCCAUCCUCUGGUGGUGGGAUGCUGAGCGCGAUGGGUCUGCAACGGCCGGCUCUGGGCUGCUGUCACAAGCUUUGGGAUUUAUUACCCCAUCCCGAGUGAAGUUUACUGUCGCCGCACUGGCCAGUUUCGUGGCCCUGAAUCUCGUCAUGUACCUGCAGUACGGCCAGCCAUUCCUCCAUCACACAUUCUUCCACCAUCUUACUCGCAUUGAUCACCGUCACAAUUUUUCUCCGUAUAGUACACUGCUAUAUCUGUCUGCUGCCGGUGGGGCUGAAACUCGCUUCGAGGCGCUGGCCUUCCUUCCGCAGCUAAUCCUUGUGGUUGUUGCUUUGCCUCUAGUUCUGGCAAAGAAGAGCUUGACUACCGCGAUGCUCGCGCAGACUUUUACUUUUGUCACUUUCAACAAAGUUUGUACCAGCCAGUAUUUCCUCUGGUAUCUCAUCCUGCUUCCGUUUUACCUACCAUCUUCCUCGCUCAUCCGCAAACCGACUCUGGGAAUAUCAGCAGCUAUACUAUGGAUUGCUGGACAGGCCCUCUGGCUGCACCAAGGUUACAACCUCGAGUUCCUGGGCCGGUCAUCCUUCUUACCUGGACUGUUCCUCGCAGGGCUCUUCUUCUUCGCUGUGAACGUCUGGAUUCUAGGUAUCAUCGUUCGGGAUGGAGGGGACGGUGGCGAGAUCACGGUUGCAGAAAAAUGA
Molecule: messenger RNA, 1260 nt
Organism: Penicillium mononematosum
Lineage: Eukaryota; Fungi; Ascomycota; Eurotiomycetes; Eurotiales; Aspergillaceae
Product: glycosylphosphatidylinositol-alpha 1,4 mannosyltransferase I
Exons: 3
Coding region: 1-1260 (419 amino acids)
Biological process (GO): GPI anchor biosynthetic process
Cellular component (GO): glycosylphosphatidylinositol-mannosyltransferase I complex; membrane
Molecular function (GO): alpha-1,4-mannosyltransferase activity; GPI mannosyltransferase activity
Source: RefSeq, a predicted model, not a curated record